AUGGACGAAUACCCGUCGCACAAACAUCUCCAACUUAAAAUAGAAAAUGCUCAGCGCCUGUACACAGUCUGCUUACAAAGAACUUUCAAGAUGCUCCGAAAAUUAGUGAUAGGCACGGGGGCGAUUUCGUUGAUACCUACAAUCAGCGCGGCUACUCCGGUACCGGAGAGCCCUAGCGAGCCUAUAAAACCACCACCAAUGCGGCUUUCCGAACUUCCUAUAUAUGAAGCGCCACAUGCUGAAUAUGGAGAGUAUAUAAAAGAAAAACAUAAUCCUAGAAAAACCAGCUAUUUAAAAACAGUUAUUCAGCCACCUGUGAAAGCAGUCCGGGAAACAGCUGAAAUUGGCAUUGCUCACACUGAGUCACUUCUGCAUACUGUUAAGGAUAAUUAUCAUGAAAUCCGUGAUAGAAGUGAAUGGAUUGUACAGUAUUUAAGAGAAGAAGAUAAUAAACAAAUGAGAUAUGGAGCAGUAGCUAUGGGGGGUCUGACAGGAUUUAUAUUUGGCCUUAGAGGUGGCAUAAUAAGAAGGGUAUUUUAUGCUGGUGUGGGCACUACGGCAAUGGGUUCAAUAUGUUUCCCUGAAGAAACUAAAGACCUUUUCAAGAGUAAUGGUGCUUUAGCUAAACAAUACAUAAAUAUUGCUUAUAAUUUUCUAUAUGGAGUGAAGCCUGGCGACCCACAACUUGAAAUAGUAAAGAAUAGAUUCCUUGGAAAAAUG
Molecule: messenger RNA, 720 nt
Organism: Iphiclides podalirius (scarce swallowtail)
Lineage: Eukaryota; Metazoa; Arthropoda; Insecta; Lepidoptera; Papilionidae
Source: the annotation of a GenBank genome assembly